Messenger RNA from Trachymyrmex cornetzi, 2755 nucleotides. RefSeq lists its product as uncharacterized. NCBI's taxonomy places the organism in Eukaryota, Metazoa, Arthropoda, Insecta, Hymenoptera, Formicidae. The transcript has 6 exons. Bases 511 to 2514 code for a protein of 667 amino acids. The record is from RefSeq and is a predicted model, not a curated record.
AAUCUCCGUCAGUCAGUGACGGAGUUGCCUGGUUGCAGCGUGGGUGGCACGCGCGCGCGUUGGCCCGGCCAGCUCGAUUCGAUUAAACUUUGCAGCAGCCCUCGUUCGUCGCGAGCGGGGGUGAGACCUCGUGUCGUGGCUUGUUAUAUGCCGAGCGUCAUUAUCCCUUCGCGGGGUAUACGUCAGAAUCGCGUCGCGGGACAAACGUGACAAUUUGUGCUUCUGCAUCCAGACUUAAUCGGAGGACUUACACGGGAGACUUGCUGCUUCCCAUUCGUACGACGUCACGCGGGUGCGAGAGAACAAGGCUCAUCAUCGAAUCAAAGUACUGCGGCUGCUCAAUGACCGUCUUCUCUUGUCAAGAGGACGAAGAAGCCGAGGACGAAGACAACAAUAAUUCACGGAAAGACGGAUGUUUAUAUUGCAAUUGGAGAUGUUAUGCAAGAGACUUGGAAGACGAGUGGCGAACAGUUGAGAUGUCCUUCAUAAGGGCGUGACCACGACAGCAUAAUGUGGAAGGCGAAAUGGUUACGUUUCACCGAAUGCUUCUGCCGAAGGUCCGGCCUCGUUCUGGUUUUACCGUGUCUGAUCAUUAUCAUCCUUUAUCUCGUUUCCGACGACGAAUACGAGUACGAUGUUCUACAGUAUCCGUCCUUCAAGUCGUAUAACAUCGCUGAAGGCAUGGUGGAUGGUUAUCUCGUAUGGAAUCCGAAAUGUCAUAUGCUGUCCAAAAAGCCUUUGGAUCCGUCCAUCGCGAAAUUCGUGAGGAAGGAAAAACUGGAGAAAUGCCCGAACGAUCGUGUCCUUUCGCAAAUUUCAAGGGAACCUAACGGCAGCGUAUUUCUUUCUCUCGAUCCCUCCAUAAAAACCAUGCAUAGCGACGUUGCCUGCUGCUGGUCAUCCGUAGUCAGGCCCAAAGUGGAUAGGCCCAAGAAGGACAACUACGACUCUACGAUAUCAGUCAAGCAGUGCGAGAACUUCACCGGACAAGUGAUGCUUCCACGCGAAAUGGAGGUGGCGUACGUAUCAUGCAAGGUGAAGGCGAAAUCGAAACCCAAAGCGAAGACGAAGAAUACGAAGCUGUCAACUAAUACGGUGUAUGAGAACGUUCACGCAAUCUUGAACCCGGAGAAGGUACGCGAACGCAUAGAUCACAAUGGCAGCCAGCCCGGAAACUUUUCAAGAAAGUUGAGCGUGCUCGUCCUCGGCAUCGACAGCGUUAGUCGGCUAAAUUUCUACCGAGCUAUGCCGAAAACCGAGAGAUAUCUGCGCGAGACUGGCUGGAUUGGUCUAAAAGGCUACAAUAAAAUCGGCGACAAUACGUUUCCGAAUCUGAUGGCGAUUUUGACCGGUCAGACACCACAACAAGCAUAUUCUCGGUGCAAGCCGACAGUGGCUUACAAACUCGACAACUGCCCUUUCCUUUGGCACAACUUCCGCAAUGCUGGCUACGUCACGGCCUACGGAGAGGACGAGACUAUCCUCAACACAUUUAACUACCUCAAGGUUGGCUUUGUCGAGCCGCCUACGGAUUACUACUUGAGACCCUAUAUGCUGGCCAGCGAGAAACUUCUUAAAAUCAAGAAAAGAUUCAACAUGAAAUACUGUACGGGUCCCAAAUUAAGCUUCGAACGGAUCUUCGAUUACGCUGUGAACUUUGCCCAAACCUUCGUCGGCGUGCCAUACUUCGGAUUCUUCUGGACAAACACGAUUAGCCAUGACAAUAUGAACGGCAUUUCGUCGAUGGACACUCGUGUGUUGAAGAAAUUCGAGUUUCUAGAACAGGAAGGAAUACUAAACGACUCGAUGAUAAUCUUCUUGAGUGAUCACGGUAUGCGCUGGGGCGAGUUUCGCAACACCUUUGUCGGCUGGUACGAGGAGAGAUUACCGUACAUUUACAUCUGGUUACCCGAAUGGUUCCGCCAGAAGAAUCCCGAGGCCCAACGAGCUCUUGCGGUGAAUCAGAAUCGACUCACCUCGCCUUUCGAUCUCUACGAAACGCUACGGGAGGUUCUCGCCAUCGGAGGUGGUGAUGCUGAUUCCAGUCCAGGAUGUUCCACCUGCCAGUCCCUUUUCGCGCCAGUCCCUAGAGAGAGGGGCUGUCAGGACGCAGGUGUGGUUUAUCAUUGGUGCACUUGCACGGCUUUCAAGUCCAUUAACGUUAAUAACAGAAUCGCCAACGAUGGCGUGCAGAAGUUCCUGGAUCAUGUUGAGAGUAUCGUAAAAAAUUACAAGGACAAGAAGGGCCGGCGACUAUGCGCGCGGCUCAAGCUAAAGAAGGUGCACCGGGUGGAUCAGGUGAUCGACUUUGGCACGGAUAAUCUGUCCAGCAUCACAUAUUUCUACAUGAUUCAGACAACUCCCGGUAACGGUAAUUUCGAGGUAACCAUCAGGUAUCACGGUGAUGGCAAUUAUACUCUAUCUGAUAGCGAAGUCAGCAGAAUCAAUCCUUACGCCGUGAGCGCCAGGUGUUUAAAUCGCGGCAUGAAGCAGUAUUGUCACUGUGUAAAGUAAACAUGAACUCACCAAAAUUUGACUUUAUACGCGUUGUUACAAUUUUGUACUUCAUUAAUAUUCCGUUGAAUCCGAUCGAAAAGAGUUAACUUUUUUAAGCUAGAAAGCCUAUAACUGGUUUCGAAAAAAAAAACGCUAUUCCUAAGUUGAAAAUAUUUGACGGUGAAAAAUAUUCAGACGUUACUUUAAAUAACUUUCCUAAAACGUAAAAUCUUGCGAUGCAUUGCAUUGCGAUGGUGUU